CAACAUUUACAACAACCCAAAGCAAAACAAAAAGCUUCACUAGUCCUUACUCCUAAACACUUUAGUUCAGCCUUAAGAAACACAAAACCCUUUUUCAAAAUGAUUAAUACUCAAAACACCCUUUUCGUCUUCCGACCAGACCAACAGGCUCUCGCACCUCAACCUCUGACUCCAUUCUCUGCCGUGACUGCGAACCGUGCCUCAGCCAUACGUAGGUGCCGCCUCAUGAUCUCUGCCAAAACUCUCGAAAUGAUUCUCGAGGAUGAGAUAGCACCAGAGGAUGAUCAUCCAAGCAUUGCCCCUUCGUUGGAUUCUCUUUUGGUGUGUCCAGCGACCUCUUGUUUCUAAGACAUCAAGAAACAAGUCUCUUCUCUGUUUUACCGAAGCUACAAGUGCCCUUGAUCAUCCUUCACCACAAGUAUUGUGUGUUUUCUUGUAAUAGAUAAGUUAGUGAUGUCAUUUAAGUGCAAGUAUUUUUUUCUUGUAAUUUAUGGCUUGGUGCUUUUUUUCAGAAGUCAUUUCAAGUUUUUUUUUCUUCCUUUUUAUAGUUUCCACCAGAUAAUAAUUAAUCUUGUGAAACUGUUGUUUGAAAAUAUGUUCUUAUUGGUUUCGCAACCCUAAGAACAUGUUUUUUUUAAAUUAUUGAAUAAGAAUUUACUUCUGUAAUAUUCAUAUUCUUGUUACAAAGAUUUGUUUAUUAGUCUUA
Camelina sativa (false flax) is the source of this 706-nucleotide messenger RNA. RefSeq lists its product as uncharacterized. The record is from RefSeq and is a predicted model, not a curated record. Lineage: Eukaryota; Viridiplantae; Streptophyta; Magnoliopsida; Brassicales; Brassicaceae.